AUGAGUCGUACUACAUCAAAUUCAAAUCAAGCAUGUGUUUCAAAUGAUUUUGAUUUGAAUACUUGUUGCAUUCUGUUAAAUAUUUUUCAAAAUCAACUACCAUCUGCCUAUCAAAUUCUUUGGUGUCCGAAUGCAACACAAGAUGAUAUUCAUUUAUUUUUUUCUCGCAUAAGAACAUUUCCUUCGCGCACUUUUGCUAUUAUGGAUAUUGAUAAAAUGCAUCAUCGUCUACGUGAAAUACUUUUAAACGAACAAGAUCAAUUAACACAAGAACAAGAGAUCCAUGGAAAGGUGUUUUAUUUUUCACGUGAAAUAACUACUGCUCGAAAAGGUCUACGACUAUAUCCAAUACCAGACAACUAUCAAGAUUCUACUCAAAGUUAUCAACAUUUACUGAAUCUAUUUAAACAAUAUCAAAUUGUACCAUCAAAAAUUCAAAUUAUCAAUGGUGCAGCGGGUAUUGGUAAAACUCAUCGUAUCAACAAUGAAUACAAAUCUGAUAAUACAUCAUGCUUUAGUAUCAAUGAUAAAUUAAAUCUCUCAUUAUUAAUCAGUUCAUUUCUUCUAUUUGAUUCACAAACAGUUAACAAUAGUCCAUCAAUUUUUUUCAAUAUAUCUAUACAUGCACCAUUCGAAAUUUUAAAUCGAACAUUAUUUUCUCUGUUUAUUUGCGGGUGUCUAAAUGAUCCAGCUAGUGGUCUAAUAUUUUCUUUACCACAUACACAAUUAUGGAAAUUUAUAAUUGAAGUUCCCUAUACAAAUAUUUCCGGUUUAGAUGUUCGAGAAAAUUUCUAUCAAAUUCUACCUAUUCUUUCGGUUGUUUCUCCUUCGACAUUAGAAGAAGUCACCGAUGAUAAUUAUAAAUUAUCAAUUAAUACAGAAGAAGAAGUUGUCGCUCGAUUUUUGAAAGCAUUAGAAAACCGAACUAUCGACCGUAUGGCAGAAGCAAAACGUGAUGGCAAUGAUAUAGCUGUUAGUUUCGAUCAAUUAACCGAUGUUGAUGAAUGUCGCACAUAUAUAUAUAAUUGUAUACGAAAAUAUGCUCCAGAUUUACCGAGAAAUAAAAUCUAUGAACUAUCAUUUACGAAAUUUCUAUAUCGCCGUGUACGUUUCUUCGUAGGACCUUACUAUUGUUGGAAUCAAAACAUUCAACGGCUAGGUAGUAUUGCUAUGGAACAGAUGAUAAACGAAGCAAACUCUUUAACACAGAUCAAUUUUCGUAAUAGUUAUUAUCCUCGUGUUUAUCUAGUUUAUGAUCCUGGAUUUUCACUACAUUUAUUACAUGGUGAUUGGAAUCAUGUUUCACCAGAUUUAAAGAGUCUUUUUAAUAAUAAAGAUCCAUUACAAUCUAUUGAAUAUAAAAAUAAAGAUUAUUAUGCUGAAUGUUUAGCAUGGUUAAUUGAUAUUAAAUAUGAAACAUUUAUGAAAGUUAUAAAUGAAACAAAGUUUAUUCUAACAGAAAAUUUUGCUUAUAAACUUUUUCAUGUUCAUGAACGCAAAUUAACAAAGUUAGCUCUAAUUAUUGAAGGUGAUACUGGUGUUGGGAAAACUUUUCUUUUGAAAUUCUAUUCAUUAUUAUUGAAUUCAAAAACAACGCGUGAUCCUCUGCAAAAAAAUAUCAUUCCAAAAGUUAGUGAAAAUUCGCAUGAAUUUCUUUUCAAAAUUAUUGAAACUAUGAUAGAAAAAGAAGCAAACAUUUUAAAUGGAUUCCUACAAAGUAUUAGACCAAAAAUUUUAGGCUUAGAAAAUGAUGAGGAAAAUGAAGUUGAACUUCUCAAUCAACGAACAAUGCAAAUACAAAAUCUACCGGUAACAACACAAAACGAUGGACCCGUUGAUAAUGUUCUCUUAGCAGACAUCAAAAAAUCUUUAAAAAAUUAUCAAUUAAAAAAACCUAUUUUAUAUCAUAUUUGGAAAACAAUUCUAACUGCUUCAACUAGAAGUGGUACUGCUUCAAUAGCAAAUUUAAUUGAAAGUUUACAUGAUUUUGUUACAAAUGAAUUAGUGAGUUAUCCAUUAAUUGGAAGUAGUACUCGAUUGAAAGAAUUACUUCAACAAGUUGAAUCACCAAGUACUGAAAGUUCCAUUGAAAUAUUCAAAGAAUAUUUAUUUAAUAGUCAAAUAAAACCGUUAUUCUAUCGUCUUCUUUUACAUCCCGGUAUUACUGAAGAACAAUUAGUCGACUUUAUGGCACCAAUUUCUCAGCUAGCUCGAGAAUUACCAGAAAUAGAAAUCGUCGUUUUCUUUGAUGAAGUCAAUACAGCUUCAUGUCUUGGUCUAUUCAAAGAAAUGUUCAUGGACGGAACACUACAUGGUACGAGUUUACCGAAAAAUAUUUUCUUUACUGCUGCUAUUAAUCCAGCGAUGAAAAUCGACGAGAAUACAAAACAAAUUCAUCGCAGUGAUUAUAUCGUUCAUGAUUUACCUCAAUCAUUAAAAGAUUUAAAAGUUUCCUAUGGAGCUUUAGAAUCGAGAACAUUAGCUGAUUAUAUUAUUCGAAAAAUCUCCAUGUUUCAAGUAACUUCAUCAGCAACCGUAAAUAAAAAAAUGCCAUUGGAAAGUUAUGUUCAAGAUACGUUAGCUGAUUCAAUUUUGAAAGCACAGGAGUUUUGUGAAAAAUAUCUUGGACAUAAUUCUGUUUCACAACGAGAAAUUCAACGAUGUUUUAGUUUAAUCGAUUUCUUUUGGGCUUUACGAUACGAUGAUGAACUUAAGCAGAAUCAAAAAGAUUAUUCACCUAAUCCUAUUCGAUGUAUUGCUUUAUCAAUUGCGUUGAUCUAUUAUUUUCGUCUUCCAACAAAGGAAGAUAAUUUACAACGUAAAGAUGAAAAAACACCAUCACGAGAACAAUUAGCUGAUCUUCUUUGUCAAGUUAUACCAGCUUUUGAUCAAGUAGUUCAAAAUGAACUCGAACUAUUUGUCAAUACUGAUAAUUUUGUUAUUCCACAAGGAGUAGCAAUUAAUCAAGCUGUUCGUGAACAUAUUUUUGCUAUUGUGGUCAGUAUUGUUACACGAACACCUUUGUGUAUUAUUGGUGUUCCAGGACAAUCUAAAACAUUAUCCUUUCAAAUUGUUCUUCAAAACCUUCAAGGUCCACAACUAUCAACGAAACCAUUUUGUAAACGUCUUCCUGCUCUCGAUCCAUUCUUUUGUCUUGGCUCGAAAUAUAGUCGUUCAGAAGAUAUUGCUUUUAUUUUUGACCGUGCCAUUAAACGUGAACAACAAUAUGAACAAAAUCGAAUGAAUACGCGAUGUGUUGUUUUCUUGGACGAAGCUUCAUUGCCCGACGAGAAAAAAAUGGUUUUAAAAGUUUUACAUCCCUAUUUAGACGAGUGUAAAGUUGCAUUUGUUGCCGUUGCUAAUAAAGCAUUUGAUGCCGCCAAUGCUAAUCGAAUGAUUUGUAUUUAUCGUUCAUUACCAUCGCAAUAUGAUCAAAGAAUUUUAGCUUAUGGUUGUUUGGGUUUGCAAUCGGAAUUACAAGAAUCGACGAUUGAUGAUCGUCUCGAAAUAAUUAUCUCUGGUUUAUGUCAAGGUUAUCGACGAAUGCUUCAAUCACCAGAUAUUCCUCAUAUAUUUCAUGAUCGUGAUUUUAUUUAUAUGUUAAGAGAAUUACGAUUUGAAUUGAUGAAUUCAAAUGAAAUUGAAAAAACAAGUAUUGGUGAAAUCACACCACGAAGUUUACUACGAGCGUUAGAAGAUAAUUUUCAUGGAGUUCGACCAGACGAAUUCAAUAGGUUAGUCGAUAUAUUUGCUACAGCUGUUGGAGAACAAUGUCCUGAUUUUCUGAGAUUGAUCACUGAAAAACAACAAAUUCAACGCAAUAUUCCAGCAAUUUUACGCAGCUCAAUGAAAUUAGAUCCUACACGUCGUCGUCUAUAUGGUCGAUAUAAAUUAAUUAUUGAUGAAUCCGAAGAUGAAAGUGCUAUUCAUCUUCUCUUUCAAUUGAGAAUUCUAGAUUCCGAUCCAAAUCGAACAACUGUUUUUCGUAUGCCUGAUUUCCCCGAUGAUGUCGAUAAUGAAUUACGAAAUGUUGAAAUCUUAUCGAAUAUUAAAUUAUGCAUGGAAACCGGUAAAACUAUUCUAAUGAUUAAUACCGGUCGAAUUCAUGGUUCAUUAUAUGAUGUUUUUAAUCAAAAUUUUUCUAUUAUGUCAACUGAAGAAAGCCGAAAAAUCUUUUCGAAAGUCGCCAUCGGUCCGAAAACCAUUGAUGUCGUUGUACAUGAAGAAUUUCAAUGUAUUGUUCAUAUAAAACGAAGUGAAUUUAAAGAUAUUCCGGCACCAUUUUUAAGUCGUUUUCAAAAAUAUUCUUUCAGUAUAGCUGAUUUAUAUUCGAUUCAAUUGAAAGAACUUCCUGAUGACGAUCAGAAAGAUAUGAAUGACAUUCAAAUAAAAGCUCGAUCAUUUGUUAAUCAUUUUGGACGAGAAUAUUUCUACGGAUAUAAUGACGGAACGUUAUAUUCAUGUCUUUUAUCAUUUAUUAAAAGAAACGACCAAGGUACCAGUUAUUUAUCAAAUAUUCAUGAAAAUUAUAAUCAAUUAACAUUAAAAUCAAAAGAAUUUAUCGAAUUAGACUUAACUAAUAAAAGACAAUGUUAUCUUUAUUUUGUACUUUCGAAACUUUUACAAUUAGCUUCACCUGAAUCCAUAAUCUUUAAAUUACCAACAUUCGAUAGCAGCAUUGAUCGAUCAUUGUGUCGAAAUUAUUUUUAUCAACAAGAGCAUUUUAAUAUUGAAAAUUUUCUUGAUCGAUUUAUUUCUAGUGCACAUUUACCUACUGAUGAUAAUGAAUUAUUCACAAUGAAUGAAACUACAGAGAAAAAAAAUAAUAUUAUGAUUACAAGAAAACUAAUGGUCUUUACUCGAACAUCAUCAUUUGUUAUAGGUUUAAAUAAUCAAUCAAAAGGUAAUUUAUUUGGUAGAAACGAUGAACUUGAUAUGGGAAUGAGCAUCAGCGAAAAAAUCGAUAUAAUAAAUCUAGCAAUCAUAGAAAACUCCAAUACGUUAAAUGAACACUUUCAAAAUUUUAAAGAUGACGGUCAAAAAUCGAUUCUGAUCAUAAUUAUUGAUGGGCGUAUUAGUCAACAACGUAUACAUAUUCCAUUUGUUCGGCAAUUAAUUGACAAAAUCGAUCUUUCACAUAAUCAAUCUUCAGAAAAUAAAGCAAAGUUUUUUAUUAUUCUAAUGCAUUCAUCAGAACAAGAACUUAAUUAUAAAUCAUGUUUUCCUUCGAUAUUUUUACAUGAUUGGGAUUAUUGGUUUCUGGAUACUUCAACGCCCGGUAGUGCAUUUCAUUUACAAAAAAUGUUACAAAUUUUUACUUCAAAAAUUGGCAUAACUCAUCAAAAAGAAACAUUAGACAAUGCUCUUUAUGAUUUGAAUAUGCUUUUUGACGAAUGUCUUUGGGAGUUUUGUUCUCGCUUACAAAUUAAUCUUCAUAAAGUAUCCGACGAUAUGUUUAAUAAUCCAGAUGCUUGUGAAUUCUAUCAACGUCAAACAACAACACGUCGACGUGUGGAAUGUUUGAAAAAUAUUUUUCAACAAGUGAAUGGAUUAAAAAAAUAUAUUAUAAUAACUUAUCAUGAAAAUGUUUCGAUGAAAGAAGACUCGUUGCGAAAAAAUUGUAAUUCAAUGUAUGAUCUUGCAAAAGAUACGCUGUGUGGAAAACAUACUAGUCUUGUCGAUGCUUUACAAUCUCAUAUACGUCUUACGUUUACAAAUUUUGUUUCGUAUAUUUUAAAAUAUAUUAUUGACGACUAUGGAUUAGAAUCUUUAACUAAAUUAUCAAGUAAUGAUAAUAAUUAUAGUAAAUUACUUGAACUACUUGAUUAUUCAUCAUUUACUGUUAAUUAUGAAAAUAAAACAGGUCCAAACAUUCAAGGAAUAUUAACAUUGAAUGAUCAUUAUUCUUGUAUUCCUCAAACACCAUUGUUUCAUCUAUGCCAGCAACGUAUCAAAAUCUUGGUAGAUAAUAAUAAGAUUAAAUUGGCUCAACAACAAGAUCAAUCGAACGACACAGACGAUAUUUUUCGUUUUGAUUACUAUGAUCCACAACAGGUACGUGCAGCAGCAACAACAACAACAACAACGGCAUUCAAUAAUUUCUAUGAUGAUAACACAGAAACCGAUAACAAACGCAACCAAUUUCGUACACAACUAAUUCGAUCGAUUACAAAUGAUAAAAUUUUAAAUAGAAUAAUUUCAUCAUCGAUUCUUGAAUCAUACACUAGAGAUUCAAUUCGCAUUCUUUGUACGAUCAUUGAAAAAAAUUUUCAUGACAAACAAAUGGAAUGUGAACAAGCAAUUAAUUUUAUUUCUCGUUGGUUAAUAUUAACUGAUGAUGAUGAAAAUGUUUCAUAUAAUUCUUCAUCGAAUCGUGAUGUUUGGCGACUUGCUCACGUUUAUACAAUACUUGAAUACGAACAAGAUGAUCUUCUUUCGUUAUAUUCUGCUUGUCGAAUUACAGAAAAUCUUGAUACAAACCAAACAUUCUACGACGAUCUUUUAGUCGAUCAAAAAAUAACACGUUCAAAUGUUCGAGAAAAUUUAUUUCAAUUAAUGUUUCAUCAUUUAUGGACAAAUCUUUGUCGUUUAUGUCAAGAUAAUUUAGAUGCUAAAAAAUGGAUUUAUAGUUAUACAUUAAUAUCGAAAUAUUAUCCAUCAGAAAGAGUUCUUCAACGAUUAGAAUCUGUUCAGAUGAAAAUUAAAAUUGAAUUUAUGAAUUUAGCUUAUUUAAUUUUACUCAAUGAAAAAACACCACAACCAACUAAACUUAUUCAACAAUUAUUACACGAUACAUCUCUUGCAGAAGAUGAUAUUGAUGGUCGUCAUAUUCCUUUCGAAGGAUCAAGUUGUUUGCAACUAUUAUCUACGAUUAUUUCCGUAAUCGAUCGAUAUUUUGAAGAGAAUAAUGGUAACAAUGGUACACUGAUGAUGGAUAUUCAACAAUGGAUUAUUUCAACAAUAAAAACAUCGAAAGGAUCGUCCCAACAAGAAAUUAUUUCUCUAUUGAAUUUUUUAAAUCAACCAUCAUGUCAUUUAUCAUUAUCAAUGAAACAACUUCUUUUCGAUGAUUUAGUUAUUAUUUUAAUUGAAAAUAGUCGACAAAAUCGUAUGAAUACUAAUCGACAGUUUACUGAUUUUUGGGAUCGUAUUUCUCUUUUAUCAGUCAUUAUGGAGUGUUUAACAAAUGAAAAUCUAGAAAAUUAUCAAAUACCUUAUCAUCCAUCUGUUAUUACCGAUGUAAAUCAAAAUCACAUGAUAAUUGAUUUGUUCUUUUUUCAUCUUCGACGAUUAGUUAACGAUGAAAAAAUUCAAACAGAAUUAAUCAAUAAAAUUCUUCUCUCAAGUUUACCGAAAAUUAAUAAUACACAAAGAAUUUCUAUUGCAGAAAAAGUAUACAAACAAUUAAAAGAGUAUUUUCUGCUACAAACUACAGCUUUAUUACUAUGUCAACCCGAUUUAAAUACUCAAGAUCAACAAAGAAUUAAUAGUAUUCUUAUGACUGUUAUAAAUCAAUAUUUAACCUUUGUAACGCCAGUCGUUCAAUUGAGCCGUUGUAUUGAACAUUUUUUUUCGAUUAUAAUUACCAAACGAUCAUGGCAUUUUCUUCUUGAUAUACUUAAAUCGGAUCGUAUUCAGCGUUUAAAUUCGGAAUGGGCUAAUACAUUGCAUGAUCUACUUGAAUUGAAACACAAUACUCAACGUAAUAAAUAUCUUCAUUACAGUGAUCAAUUACAGUUUACAUUAACAACUGACACUACUUCAUCGAUUUUCCCAACAUUACAUCAGCCAUAUGACGAACUAAAUAUUUUAGUCAACCAAUGCGUCACAGAUAACAAUGUUGAACAACGUUGGAUACCUCUAACUAAUUGGAUACAAUUAAAAUUAAAUUCCAAUCCACCAAUUGUCAGUGCUAUUGAAAUAAAAGUAAUGUUACUAUUAAAUAUUUACUAUAAUUAUUAUUGUAAUGCUCAAUUGAACUUGCUUGGCAAUUUAUUGACUAUUAUUGAACAUAUACUACAACCAUCGGAUGAAGAAAAACUAGUAUUUCGUGUUUUUCUAAACCCUGAAGAAAAUAUGAUUGGGUAUCCAAGAGAAGAUAAUGCUCAACAUAGAAAUUAUCUUAAUGAUUUAUUUAAAAUUGAUUGUCAAGAUGAAGAGCAAUUGCCUAUUCGUCACACACUUGUUAAUCUUUUAGCAAUGAUUUUACUCGGUGGAAAACAAAAUACUCUCUGGACAUUUACGUUCGAACCGUUGAAACUUGAAACUACAUACGGUUUUGCAUCGACAUCAGAUAAGUCCAUUUCGCGUAGUUAUAUUCAUUAUGAUUGUGGAUGUGUGCUAUCUGAAACAGGAGAAUUAGUACAACGUCAUGGAACUAACGAAUUCAGUAUACCAUCAGUAUAUAUAGCUUUUUUUGCUACCUUUGGUGCUAUGGCUUGGCAUUUAUUAUUAUUUGAAUCAUCGGUAGCUAAUCUAAAUGGUCCUAUUCUUUCUCCAGGUAAAAUUAAUGAGACGGCAGCAGCGGAACAUAUAGCUAAUGACAAUGUCCGAGGAAAAGUGUGUUUCUUUGUUUGUACUCGAUUGUUAUCGACCAAUUUUUUUCUUAAAUUACUAUCGAAUCAAGAUGACGCUUGUCUCUUAUUUAAUCGUUGCUUCGAAUCAUUUGCUCAAUAUAGUCGUCGACCUGAUGAAAAUCCAUGGAUUAAACCAGUUUAUCAGACAAAUAUUGAGAAGCUUGAUGCUGAAGAAAAAUUUCGAAGCAAAAUUUUUAGCCCUACAAAUGACAAAUUAUUCGAUUAUAAAAAAAUAAUUAAUAAUGUACAAUCACAAUCUGAAAUACAAGCUAAAUUGCAGGAUUACAUAGCUCAAAUGCCUGUUAUUAUUCAAUUUAUUCAUUUUAAAACUGAAUUCUGCAAGUCAGAAUCGAGUCGAUUACCAAUUAAAAUUUUACGUCGAUUACUAGACUCAUUUGAGAUUCUGAAAAUAACUCAUUAUAUUUAUGCUUUAAGUCAGUUUCAUAUUCUUUUACAUCGAACUUUUACUCAAUUGAUUGAACGAGACGAAUUUCAUAAUAUUACACUUCAACAACUAUAUGAACGAGCUGAUCAAUCCUCAAGUAAUUUAGGUCAAGCAAAUCAAAAAGAUAAAUAUCAAACAAUCAUUGAAAAUGGAAUCAGAGCUGUUAAUGAUUAUCAUACAUUUGCUGAUGGUCUCAUUCAACCUGGUGCAUGUAAUACGACUCAACGUUUUGAAAGCAUUUCUCAGGCAACACCAGUUAGUUAUCUCGUCGAAACAGACAAUGCUGAUGAAGGAGAUAUCAUUAUGCGUAUAUUAAGUGUUCUUGUCAAUUGUCAUAAUCAUCUUCUGCAAAUGCUCGAAGCAGAAAUAAACGAACAUGGCGAUGCGCUUGGUUUAGGUUCAUUGAAAGAUAUUAUCAAUGAAUUUCUACAGAGAGAAAUAUCUAUUCUACAGAUAAGUACAGAAAAUAUGGGCGUAAUUACAUUGAAUAAAAUAACUUGCCAAUGGAUUGAACAACUAUCUCGUGCGAGUCUCGAAAAUGAAAAUGAUUAUUUCCUAAAAAUGAAUUCACCAUUAAAAUUUAAUUAUCUUUAUGUUCAAUCGUAUCUUAUUCAUACAUAUCUUCUCUAUUGUCGUAUUAAUUAUCAGCACAUCAAAGGAAAAUAUCAGUGUUAUAUUAAACGAAAAACUUCGAUCGUCGACGACGACAAUGAUAAUACUGAUGUUGAAAGACUAUCAAUUGAUGAAUGGAAUCAUUUAGAUGAAAAAAAUUUCGAUCAGCUUCAGAGUGAACUAAAUUUUCUUCAACGAAUCAUCGAUGUUAUUAAAAAUUCCGAAGAAAGUCACUCAUCAAUGAAACUCUCAGAGUUUGUCCGAAAUACAAAUUAUGACGAUCGAUUUGCUCAACAAUUUGAACAAUAUCGCAUCAAAGAUUUUUCUUUGUCACAAAUCAAAAAUGUUUAUCAAUUGUAUGAGAAAUCGAUCAAUCAAUUUCAACAUGCAUAUAUAAAUAUAUCUCAUUUACUUCGCGUUUUCUUAGAUAAGAAACUAAGCGAUGAACUCAAUGAAAAAUUCACUGAAUCAUUUAUUCCUUCUGAUAAUCAGAAUAACAAAGAUGAACUUCAAAAUAAUAUACAAACAAUAACAGAAUUUUUAACUGAUCUAAAAGCUACAGAAGAUAUGCUUGCUAGUCAAUGGACUCAAUCUUUUGUAGAAACAUGUGAAUAUUUAAGUAUUGAAAAUUCAAUCACAAAAUUAAUACCUAAAGAAAUAAAAUGCGAAAACUAUGUUCCAUUAUGUAUGCAAUUAAUUGAAAUACGAACUCUACUACAAGAGCGAACUAUUGAUAUUGAAGAAAAAACUGUUGAACUCUGGAAUUGCCGCUUUGAUAUUCCAGUUACAGAUCGAUUAAAUAAUAAUAAUUUUCAAUUAUUUCGAAAUAGAAACGAUGAUCUUCCAUCUAGUGACCCGGAUCCGUCAGUGGUCUCACAGAUAACUCCACUCAAUUUGUUCGAUAUGCUCGAUGACGACGGAUUUGUUGCACCUGGAGAACCCAAACUACCGAUCGAACCUUCACCAUAUAUCCCUAAGUCAAUAUUCAACUCUUCAGCUCUAUUUAAGUUUGAGAUAAAACCAAUUUCAUUAUCUCCAUCAGUUCUGUUUGAAAAUAGUCGAACACACGCAAAUGAAUUAGCAUCAAAAGAGUCCAGCAAAGAUUUUGAUCUUAUAUUGAAAGAUGGUAAAACAGAAAAAUAUCGUUAUAGACCAGAAAAACUUUAUGGAAACUUGCAAAAAAUCUUCAAAACAAAAAAAUAUGAUUUUAACACAACUGCAAUUAUCGCUCCCGAUCACGUAUUAGUUAAUUUUACGGAAACAAAUGAAACUGAAGCAUUACCUAUUAUAGAAGCGAAAUACCGUGUCGUAGACAAAAAUUUAUUAAUACCUGUUGUAUUAGAAUAUGAAAAUAAGGAUUUUAAAUAUUUUGCCUCAGCAGAAGCAACGAUCAUUACAAUUCUUAGCCAUUUUAUUGUUGAUCAACAAUUACAAUUCACAUCGUCAGAAAAUUAUUUUAGUGUUUUUGAUUCCAUUGGCCGAUACAUGGCUGAAGAUAGUCAAAUUGAUAAAAUUUAUCGAUUUGAAAAACAAACAGAAACUCAUAUUCGAGUUCUUCGAUGUAAUCAGAAUAUUAACAUAUGCUGUGAAGUAAUUGUAACUGAAAACCAAGAUAAGACACUUAGUCAAUAUUUUGAUUCAGUAACAACAUGGAAACAGAUCGAUUUAUGGACACAAAUCAUCGGUAUCAACGUCAUAAAACAUCCAAUGCAAAAUUACAUUUAUUGGCAUACGGAACAACAAAAUAUCAUUGAUGAUAAUCAAACAAUAUCAUCUACACUUGGUCAAGCUGAAUCUGUCACUAUUGAUGUUCUCAGCAGAGAAAAUUUUAUAGAUGUCAUUCUAUCCUAUGAUAAACUGAGUAUAACGAUUCGUAUUCUUAAAUCUACUCCAGUGUGUAAUCUUUUAAACACUCCAACAUAUACAAAUCAAUUAGGUCUAAAAAUAUCGCCUCAAAAUUGUUCACUGGUUUUGAUAUUAAACGAAAAUGAAAAGAAAAUUCUUAAUAAUUUAGACAUAGAAAACUCAAUCAGUUACUUUGCUUCGGAGACUAUUCAAACGAUUCAUUUUGAAAUAUCUAUUCUUAUUGAAAUUACUCAAUAUGAUAAUGAAACCGAAACAAAAGAAAUACCUAUUUCUCAUCGAAAUAUAACAAUCAAACAAUUACUAGAAAUGAUUGAAAUCAAUGAUAAUCAAACAUAUUUAGCAUCGAAUGAAACUAAAAUUAUCCUAUUGGAACAUGCAAAUUUAUCUACAAUAAAUGAAACGAAAUUUGUUCUCAUAAAAGAACAUCAAACAUGUCUCGUAUCUAUUGAACAAUCAAGUGAUACAUUGGUAGCAAUUGAUGAUGAUACCAUGAGAAAUCAACGAUAUAUUAUUAAUGCUGUUGUAGAUGAUGUUUAUAAACAAAAUAAAACUAUCGAUCAAAAUCAAUAUCUUGUUUAUGAUAAUGAUAUUGUUCCAUCACGUGAAACAUUAUUGAGUUUACUUCUUGAUAUCAAAACUUCGUCUAUUGAGUUUAACUUAAGCAGUGAGAAACGACCAGCAAAUGUGACGGUGAAAAGUGAUGAACACAAUAUUCGAAUUCAAUUUCAAUGUGAAUCAUCGAUGUCUAUGGGUCGUAUUCAUCAAAUUGUUUGUCAACUAUGGAAAUUAAAAAGUCAACUGUUUAGUUUAACUCUAGCUGAUGAUGCAAAUGUUGACGUUGAUGAUGAACUAAAAGACAUCGAUGAAUCUACCAAUAACUUUGAAUUCAAAUUGAUUUCGAUUGCUGAUGUCAAAUGUAAGAUAACUUAUCAGAAUGAAGUCAUUAUGCUUUCAACCACAGACGACACAAUUCUAUCGACAAUUAUGAAAGAAGUUUUAGAAAAAUUAUUGAUUCCAUUAGAUGAUAUAGAUUUAUACGAAUUGCAAUGCAUUUAUGAUUUAGAUCAAUCAGUUAAUAUUGAUCUUGAUGAUACCAUCGCUUACAUUCGUUCAUCUUUACCAGAUGACUUGAAUAUUAUACCAAUGCAGUUACAAAAGAACUGA
Messenger RNA from Rotaria socialis, 12663 nucleotides. Lineage: Eukaryota; Metazoa; Rotifera; Eurotatoria; Philodinida; Philodinidae. The record is from the annotation of a GenBank genome assembly.